AGGUGCCAAGUGUCUUUCUUAUAUUGUUUAUGGUACCAGCAAGUCCGCCCUCGAUGCCUGGCACUGUGCGAGCUAGAAAGACAUAGGGUGUAUAAUCCUCCUGUUGUAAGCUGUGUGUAUUUAUGUGUUUUUUCCGCACUUGACCUCAUAACGACAACGUCUUGUCACUAUGGCAACAACUUUGUGUACUACCCCAGAAACCCGCUGAAACCCGAGAUUAUUUAUUAAUUUAUUUUUACCCCGAUAUUGUUCCAAAUACCUAUACUACAGAGACUCCAAGAGCUUCCAUAUCCGAGGUCUAAAAUCUUGUCCCUAACAUCUCUUGACAUCCCCCUCGUCUUACCCACGCUGGUGGAGAGGUUCAAACAGAAGAAACUGAUUGCGUGGACAGGCUUUAGACACAUAGGAUAGAUGAAGAAAAGCAAGCCCCCCUCCUCCAGGAGAGCUGAAAUCCAUCAACUCUACCAAGUCUAUGCCGCAGGACUGGAAACUUUGAGUGCCCGUGCACUGCUGAUGUUCCUCCACAAGGAGCAGAAGGAACUCACAGCAAAUGAAGAAAAAGCAGAGAGUUUGAUCGAUAGAUUUGAGAUCAACGAGACAGCCAGAGAAAACAGCUCAAUGACCUUUGAAGGGUUCCUCAGGUACAUGGAGUCCAAAGAGUGCUGUGUGUUCAACCAGGCCCACACGUCAGUGUACCAGGACAUGGACCAGCCUCUUACCAGUUAUUUCAUCUCCACAUCACACAACACCUACCUGACCGGAGAUCAGCUAGUAGGGCAAAGCAGCCUGGAUGCCUAUGUUAGUGCUCUGAGGAAAGGCUGUCGCUGCCUGGAGAUUGACUGCUGGGAUGGGCCAGACAUGGAGCCCGUAGUUUACCAUGGCCACACCCUCACCAGCAAGAUACUUUUUAAGGAUGUCAUCACCACUGUGGGGCAGCACGCCUUUGAGGUGUCUGCUUAUCCAGUGAUUCUCUCUUUGGAAAACCAUUGCUCCCGGGAGCAGCAGGAGGUCAUGGCCCAGUAUCUUAUCUGUAUCCUGGGGGAAAACCUGCUGAUAGCUCCCUUGGAUCACCCGACUGCUGGAGACCUCCCAAGUCCAAAUGAUUGCCAGGACCUGAAGUAUAAGAUCCUCAUCAAGAAUAAAAAGCUCAAGCGUCAGAUUAAGACAGAGGAUGCUGCAGAGGGAGAGGAGAGUGCAAAUGAGGGUGAGGAGGAGGAGGAGGAGGAGGAGCAGGAUGAGGAGGAAGAGGAUCAUCAAACAAAAGCAAAGUUCUGGUCUCCCAGAAAGGCAGGGUCAAAGAAGAAAAAGAAGAAGGUGGUGGUAGCUGAGGCUUUGUCUGACCUUGUUAUAUACACAAGGUCUGUCAAGUUCAUCAGUUUCAGUCACUCCAGGGACAAUCAAAACUGUUAUGAGAACACAUCCAUGGAAGAGAAGAAGGCUCGCAAGCUACUCAAAGCUUCAGGUUCGGAUUUUGUUGAACACAACCAGAGGUUCCUCAGUAGGAUUUAUCCAACGGGCUUGAGGAUGUCAUCCUCAAACUAUAACCCUGUGGAAUUUUGGAAUGCCGGUUCUCAGCUUGUGGCACUCAAUUUCCAGUCUCCGGGCUUGCCUAUGGACCUUAAUGAUGGACUUUUCCAGGACAACGGGGGUUGUGGCUACGUCCUGAAGCCAGCGGUUCUCAUGUCCACCCAGAUGCGCUUUGAUCCCAGCAGCAGCCAGCACAAGCGUAAAUCAACAUCCCUGCUGCUCAAGGUGAUCAGUGGGUCCAACCUACCCCUACCCAGGAGUGGAAAAGCUCUAGACCCCUUUGUGAGAGUGGAGAUUCAUGGGAUUGCAUCAGACUCCUGCAGAAAAAACACACAUACUGUCAAAAACAAUUCUCUGAGUCCUCGCUGGGAUACUGACAUGUCCUUCACGAUUCGCUUGCCUGAACUGUGCCUCGUUCGCUUCUGUGUCAGAGAUCAGACCGGCAUUCUCAGCAGCGAGUUUGUAGGCCAGUACACCCUGCCCUUCAAGAGUCUGAAGAAAGGCUACAGGUGGGUGCCUCUCCUAUCCAAAGACGGCUUCAGCCUGGAUCCAGCCUCCCUAUUUGUCUAUAUCUCGCAUUCCUAAAAAACACAUCUCAGUAUCAGACUCUCUCACAUGGCGACACAGGCACACACGCACACCUUGCCAGCAGAUAGAGAAGCGUAGCUGAUGUGGGAGCAGCAGCGGCAGCAACAAUGAAAAUAUAUAAAUAAAUCAAAAAGAACCAUUUCCUCAGAUAUAAAUACCACUUUUAUUGUCAGAAAAUAGAAGUGCAUUUAUUUUUCCCCACUGCCUGCAACUGAGUGCUGCAGAAGAAAAGACCAGAAGGCUCCAGUGAGUCUGAAGACACAUAAUAGUUCUCUCCUUGCAUCUCUAAAGUAAUAGAGACAUUCCUAGAGUAAUGAUUUUAGAGGAGUAGAUUGAUCUCUUUUCUUUUUUAUGUGGUAAACUUGAUUGCACAUGCUGUAAAAGGGUCUUGCACAUCCACAUUUUUUGUGGGGGAAAGAGGUGUUUAUCAUUAAUGAUCAGCUAAACAAUACAUCAGGCCUGAAACGGAUUGUAGCGCCAGGAUAAAUUAAUACUCCAUGAGCACGGUUUUUAAAGAGUACCAUCUUACAGGCCUACUUCCCUGUGAGAGACCCUUCAGGGAAUAAUAUAAAUAAGAUUCACAGAGGUAUACAUAAUUUAACCAGAUCCAGUUCAGGGAAGUCUAUUUCCAUCCUCUUUCGCCACUAAAUCACUAUGAAUGAGGCAGAGGAAAGUACGGGUCAGCAGGCCUGUCAAGAGAAAGGACAGCAUUAAGAUAACACGAAGACCUGGUUGUGCCUUGAAAGUGUGUGUCUUAUUUUUCUUUCCUUUUUUGUCAUCAUGUGAUUGUCUGCCUUCGCGUGCACACACGUGCUAAAUUGGUGCUCAAAUGCUCCUGAUGGAUAAGGCAAAAGCUGGUGAGGGGGCGAGUGUUAACUCAGCCCCAUGGGCCAAAAAGGCAGAGUUGUCAUCCUGCUCACACGCUUUCCCUCACCCCCUCACGCCUCCAGUCCCACCGGUCAAGGACAGCGCAGUUGACGCAGCCUGAGGGGACAAACACACUCAGGUAACAAACCGGCGGCGCUGCAUCACCUCCUCUGUCGCGUCAACAGCCUCGGCGACGUAAACGUUUACAAGGUCUGCUUUUUGCUCUCGGUAAAAACAAAGUCAAGUGCAAACGAAAGUGCCACAGUGAUUAUAAAAUAAGUUUCCUUCAUCCAUCACCAA
This is a messenger RNA of Oreochromis niloticus (Nile tilapia), 3282 nucleotides long. RefSeq names its product 1-phosphatidylinositol 4,5-bisphosphate phosphodiesterase zeta-1. Gene Ontology annotation, biological process: intracellular signal transduction; positive regulation of cytosolic calcium ion concentration involved in egg activation; lipid metabolic process. Gene Ontology annotation, molecular function: phosphatidylinositol-4,5-bisphosphate phospholipase C activity. Gene Ontology annotation, cellular component: nucleus. Lineage: Eukaryota; Metazoa; Chordata; Actinopteri; Cichliformes; Cichlidae. The transcript has 13 exons. The record is from RefSeq and is a predicted model, not a curated record. The coding region runs from base 412 to 2112 and encodes 566 amino acids.